AUGAAUGAAGUGGAGGAUGUUGCAGGGGCGAUUAAAGGUGGUGUUGAUUCACUUCUGGACGAUGAUCGCAAACCCAGAAGACACAGUGACAAGUUUAAGCUUGGAAGAGAAAUAAGCAGGGACAGCAUGGACAGGAAGUGCACAUAUAAUAACAGCAGUGAUUGGUGCUGGAGUGUUGUCUAUUCCUUGGGUCAUGGCACAAUUGGGAUGGAUAAUUGGCAUAUUCUCAAUCUUGCUCCUUGCAAGUGUCAACCUCUACCCCACACUUUCACAAGCUUUCUUGGCUUUUCUAUCAUAGCCGCGCUCACGUCUUUUGGUUAUGCAUCAAUUGGUGCUGCACUUUCUCUUGCUAUGCUUUUCCAAGGGAAAGGAAAGAGUACCUCUUUAAUGUGGGGCAGCAAGAUUCAAAGUCCAUCACACUUCUGGAAUAUUCUCAUUGCACUUGGAAACAUUGCACUUGCUAGUUCCUAUUCUCAAAUUGGUGUAGAUAUUCAGGACUCUUUGAAAUCAUCACCACCUGAAAAUAAAGUGAUGAAGACGGCAAAUAAGAUAGGCGUAGGCACUAUGACAACUUUUUUCCUGCUAUGUGGAUGCUCUGGUUAUGCAACAUUUGGUUCAGACACACCUGGAAACAUCCUACUCAGUUCUGGGUUAGGAUACAUUGCCUUUCAUCUUGUGAUACAGUCAAAACAUUUUGUUCACAAAGUUCAUAGGGUUGCCAUCCAACCCAUUUUUAGUUUAGUUGAAACAUGGGCCAGGCAAAGGUGGGCAAGCUCAGGUUUUGUUCAUGGGGAACACCCCAUGAGCAUGGGGAAAAUGAAGAUCAAGCUUAACUUCUUCAGGUUAGUUUGGAGGAGCAUAUUUGUGGUGAUAUUGACUGUUUUGGCUAUGGCAAUGCCCUUUUUCAACGAGAUGAUUGCGCUGUUGGGCCGUAGGGUUCCAGUGGAGAUGUACAUUACAAGAAAAAAAAUCAAAAAGGGAAUGAGGUGGUUUGGCCUUAAAACUUUGAGCUUGCUUUUCAUGUUACUGGCAGUGGCUAGUGCAUGUGCUGCCAUUCGAGGCAUCUAUCAAUCUCUUCACAAAUACAAGCCCUUCAAGUAUAAAGAGUAG
Sphenostylis stenocarpa is the source of this 1110-nucleotide messenger RNA. The record is from the annotation of a GenBank genome assembly. NCBI's taxonomy places the organism in Eukaryota, Viridiplantae, Streptophyta, Magnoliopsida, Fabales, Fabaceae.